Molecule: messenger RNA, 680 nt
Organism: Diospyros lotus (date-plum)
Lineage: Eukaryota; Viridiplantae; Streptophyta; Magnoliopsida; Ericales; Ebenaceae
Product: 30S ribosomal protein S31, chloroplastic
Exons: 3
Coding region: 35-394 (119 amino acids)
Biological process (GO): plastid translation
Cellular component (GO): plastid; ribosome
Source: RefSeq, a predicted model, not a curated record
UGUUUCUCUUAUCUUCUUCUGAUUCUGAUCUGAUAUGGCGUCGCUUUUGUUGGGAGCCCUUCCAAUGGCUUCCACAGGUCUCUCUCCUCCCCCGGCUCUCUCCUUUUCUCGAUCCCAAUCCCUCGCCGGCGCUGCCUUUCCGCUUUCUUCAGUCUCCUUCUCCACCUCCGCCGUCCCGCCACCGCUCCCAUCAAUUUAUUGUGGGAGAGGUGACAAGAAGACGGCCAGGGGAAAGCGCUUCAACCACUCCUUCGGAAACGCAAGGCCAAGGAACAAGAAAAAGGGGAGAGGGCCGCCGAGGGUGCCGGCGCCUCCAUCGCCGCCGAAGAUGGACCGGUCCGACGAUGACGAGAAAGUUAAAAUUGAAAUCGACGAAUCGCUGUUUUCCGGUUGAAGAAGAAGAAGAGGAGGAGCAGCGAUGAGUGAGGCGCUGCUGCAUCUGUUUGUGUUGGUUUGAUUUGAUGUAAUUUGUGUUGGUGGUGGGGGAUUCAUUCAUCUACCACCACCACCACCACCACCAUUACUUUGCUUAUUUACGCCUGCCCUCUCCCUCUUCCUUUCCUCUCUGCUUCACUUAUCAAACAAUCAAUCAGUCAGUCAGUCAGUCAGUCAGUCCCAUGCAUGUAUGGAUUGAGGAAGAAUUGAUUUUUUUUUUAAUUGACUUUCUUGCUUACUAUGGA